GGAAACGCGAAAGCCCAGCGCUCCUUAAACUCCCUCCCUCGCCCGCAGGAGGAGUAACCGACCGUGGUGGAGCAGCUCAAGCUCAGGCAGACUCCGUGAUCGACUGCCCCAGAGAAGCGCCUCGUUACCCGGACGGAGAACCAGCCGCUAGCCAGGUCGUCCCUUUAUUCGUGCCAUUAAGCCGAUCAGAGGAGCCCGCGUGACAUCACACGAGCUCGAGGCUUUCUUCUCACAUAGAGGACGAAUUCCCCCGGUCGCUCCAGGAAUAUCUCCCUGGAUAUUUACCCGAGAAAUGGACGGUUUCGCCGGUAGUUUAGACGACAGCAUCUCGGCGGCGAGCACCUCAGACGUGCAGGACCGGCUGUCGUCUCUGGAGCUGCGGGUCCAACAGCAGGAGGACGAGCUGACGGUCAUGAAGGCUGCGCUGGCUGAUGUGCUCAGACGUCUGGCUCAGUCCGAGGACGCCACCGCUGCCAAGAAACAGCAGAGCAGCAAAGGUCAGACCGCACUGCGUGAGGCUUAUUCAAUGUCCUGCAUCGCCAACGGCAGUUCCAGCGGCCGCAAAUCUCACAGAGAUACUUCCACAGUGUCUAUAGCCAAGAAAGAGACACUCUCCUCCGCCGCCAAAAGUGGCGGAGAGCGGAAAAAAGACAAGCCUCUGAUGGAGGGGAUCAAGGAGAAAGAGGAGACUAAUGAUAAAGCGCCCUCAGCGCCCAGCACCCCUUCCAGCAACCCCCCCUCCCCUCAUCCCCCACAGCCCCAAAGACAAGUCUCGGAGAACAAGGGCUCGACCCCGACUGCCAAAAGGGGUAGCAGUGCAAAGCGUGCUGGAGGAAUGGAGCGUUCUCAGAGUAGCACAUGGGACAGUGGAGAGGAGAACAGGAAUAAGCUGGUGAAAGCAGCCUCCACAUCCAAACUGCUGUCCAAAGUGGUGAAGAACGCAGAGAAACACAGAGAUCCAGUCAUCAGCCAAGCUAAAAUGUCAACCCGUGAAAAAAACAGUCAAGAGGGAGACUACAUCAAAAUGUUCAUGCGAGGACGACCCAUCACAAUGUUCAUCCCGUCGGACGUGGAGAACUACGACGAGGUGCGCACCGAACUUCCCCCAGAGAGACUCAAACUGGAGUGGGUAUAUGGAUACAGGGGUCGUGACUGCCGUGCAAACGUGUACUUGCUGCCUACCGGGGAGAUCGUGUACUUCAUCGCCUCGGUGGUCGUGCUCUUCAACUACGAGGAGAGGACACAGCGCCACUACUUAGGACACACCGACUGUGUCAAAUGUCUCGCUGUUCACCCAGAUAAGAUCCGUAUCGCCACCGGACAGAUCGCAGGAGUGGAUAAGGAUGGAAGACCGCUCCAGCCACACGUGAGGGUCUGGGACUCGGUCAGUCUGUCCACGCUGCAGAUCAUCGGCCUCGGCACCUUCGAGAGAGGAGUUGGAUCCCUCGCUUUCUCUAAAGCCGACUCAGGCACUCAUCUCAGUGUGAUCGACGACUCUAAUGAGCACAUGCUCACUGUGUGGGACUGGCAGAAGAAAUCAAAAAUAGCUGAGCUAAAGACAACCAAUGAAGUGGUCUUAGCGUUGGAGUUUCACCCGACUGACGCCAACACCAUUGUGACUUGUGGGAAAUCCCAUAUCUUCUUCUGGACCUGGAGCGGUUCCUCACUGGCACGCAAACAAGGCAUCUUUGGUAAAUAUGAGAAGCCCAAAUUUGUGCAGUGUUUGGCUUUCCUUAAUAAUGGAGACAUCCUGACCGGAGACUCGGGAGGAAUCAUGCUGAUAUGGACCCGCAGCACGGCUGAACCAGCGCCAGGGAAAGGGCCGAAAGCGUUUCAGAUCGCGCGUCAGAUCAAGGCUCACGACGGGAGUGUGUUCACUCUGUGUCAGAUGAGGAACGGCACUCUGCUGACAGGAGGAGGGAAAGACCACAAGAUCAUCCUGUGGGACCAUGACCUGAAUCCAGAGAGAGACAUCGAGGUCCCAGAUCAGUACGGCACCAUUCGAGCUGUGGCCGAGGGCAAGGGGGAGCAGUUCCUGGUGGGAACGUCCCGCAACUUCAUCCUGAGAGGAACCUUCAACGAUGGAUUCCAGGUGGAAGUGCAGGGGCACACGGAUGAGCUGUGGGGUUUGGCGUCCCAUCCCUUCAAGGACCUGUUCCUCUCCUGUGCUCAGGACAGGCAGGUGUGUCUCUGGAGCUCAGUGGACCACACGCUGGAAUGGACCAGACUGCUGGACGAGCACGGGCACUGCGCAGACUUCCAUCCCAGCGGUUCGGUUGUUGCCAUCGGGACUCACUCAGGGAAGUGGUAUGCCCUGGACGCAGAGACUCGAGACCUGGUGGCCAUUCACACAGAUGGCAAUGAGCAGCUGUCAGUGAUGCGCUUCUCUGUCGAUGGCACGCUGCUGGCAGUGGGAUCACAUGAUAACUUCAUUUACCUCUACACCGUGUCGGAUAAGGGACGCAAAUACAGCAGAUAUGGGAAAUGCACUGGACAUUCCAGCUACAUUACACAUCUUGACUGGUCCCCCGACAACAAGUUCAUCAUGUCCAACUCAGGAGAUUAUGAAAUCCUUUACUGGGACAUUCCAAACGGUUGUAAGCUGAUUCGUAACCGCUCUGAGUGCAAGGACAUCGACUGGGCCUCGUACACCUGUGUGCUCGGAUUCCACGUCUUUGGUGUUUGGCCGGAAGGCUCAGACGGGACAGAUAUCAAUGCCCUGGUGCGAUCUCACAACAGGAAGGUGAUCGCUCUGGCUGAUGACUUCUGUAAAGUGCAUCUUUUCCAGUAUCCCUGCUCAAGACCAAAGGCCCCAAGCCACAAGUACAGCGCCCACAGCAGUCACGUGACAAACGUGAGCUUCAUGCACAACGACAGUCACCUGAUUUCAACGGGCGGCAAGGACACGAGCAUCAUGCAGUGGCGUCUGGUGGAAAAGACCUCUUCCCUGGUGCACAGCGACUCCAGCUUGGGCCUGGGCGAUUCCCUGCUGCACAACUCCACCCCUCGCCCUGUGGCGUCGGUACCCACUGAGCCCAUGCCGGUGCCAGCCUCGCUACCCAUCAGCACCCAGCCUGACGCCAACACUCCCCCUCCCACGCCCCCCGAACCCCUGCACACGGCCACCCCUAACGGACAGCAGGACGGCUCGGCCGAGACCCCGCCCCCUUCGGAUGAGGCCACGCCCCUCUCUGACAGCACCCUGAGCCCUAAGGACAGCCUCGAGCCUAGCGACGACACGGCCACGCCCAGUGACGAGGGCAUGCCCUUUAACCCCCCCUUAUAAAGCGGCCCGACCCCUUCUCUCGCCUGCUCAAAUUCCUGGCGGAUUCUUCUCAGUUUUUAUCCUUUCGAGAUUUUCGUUUCGUGUCUUAGUUUGUUGUUACGUCGACGGUUUGUUCGGUGGAUGCGGUCGUGGAGGCAUUGGUCCGAUUCGGAUGGUGAGGGAUUAGGAAUGUGUAGUUGAAAACACACACACACACACUACCACACGAACACUAAUACACGGAAAAAAAGAGGGAAACCGAAUUACCAGUUCAUACACACAGACUAACAUACAAAUGGACACAUGCUUUCAAUUGAUUGGCAUUUGGGAUAUACAACAAUACUCUUAUUGAUUUUCCUCGCUUAACGAGAUGGUUCCCUUAAAAAUACAAAUAGUCAUCCUCAUGUUCUUCCAAACCUGUAUGACUUUCGUUGUUUUGUAGACGUUUUAAAGAUGUUCCGAAAACAACAAUGGACCCCUUUGACUUUCAUUCUUCAAAAUAUCUGCUUUUGCGUUCUGCAGAAGCCAAGUCAUGCAGGUUUGGAACGGAAUGGGGGUGAGUGAAUGAUGUUCAUGUUCAGAUGUUAAAAUAGCCAUUUUAAUGAGGUCACAUGACGCUCAUUUGUAUUCUCUCGCUCUCUGUGAACAUUGGUGGAGGAAAACACUGCAUGUAAAGCUGAUUUGCAUGCUUGCAUAGCAUCUUUCCCUGAGCCAAAAACUACUGGACAUGUAUAUCUGGCGACACCAGGCUUACUGGUCGGACUCAAGGACCUCGACGAUUCAGGCCAUUUAAUGAUUAUCAUCGCCUCGAAUAGCCAUAAACAAAGCAAACACAAGCCUGACCUGCCUCAAGAUGGGCGAUAAAUCCCCCCCAGCGUCAGUCUAAAGAUGCCGUGCCACCCUCACAUCUCCAUCCGUUUUAAUCCUUCAUCCAAAUGACUCUCUUCACUGAGACUCGAUUGUUUUUAGGUUUCAUUUUGGGACUGUUUUUUUUUUCUUGUCAUUUUGUUCGUCGGACUGAGAUGUUCUUGUUUUUUACCGUAUGAGAGAAAGGAAAGAUUAAACGAGUCUUAAAUGUGCGUGCGUGAGUGUGUAUGUGCACGCGAGUCGCCGCUUCUUUCAUUCCCUCUCUCCCUCACAUUUUCUCAGGAUCACUCUUUUUGGAGAGAGUCUAAAAGAGAAAGUCGAAUGUUUCCCUCAACUCCUUUUUGGAAUAGCACCAGAAAGUACCGUGAUUUGCACUCAAUGGCAAAAGUAUUGCGUUCACCAGAGAAACUUUGCGUUUAUCAUAUGAUUUGGCACAAGUAUUGGCGAGUGCACACAGAUAUUCUCAGGGGAAAACAAUACUUUUGCAAGAGAACGCAAUAUAAUAUUUUUUUCUCCCAUCUAAUUUUUUCUCCCUUUUACUCAAAAAAUACCAUAUGAUACCACCACUGUUCCAUGAUACUGCCACAGUACUGGAUGCUCCCAAGCCUUUAUGUGUUCCCCUCAACAAUGCAUGGAAA
Molecule: messenger RNA, 4770 nt
Organism: Pimephales promelas (fathead minnow)
Lineage: Eukaryota; Metazoa; Chordata; Actinopteri; Cypriniformes; Leuciscidae
Gene: eml4
Product: EMAP like 4
Biological process (GO): microtubule cytoskeleton organization
Cellular component (GO): mitotic spindle
Molecular function (GO): microtubule binding
Source: RefSeq, a predicted model, not a curated record